This is a messenger RNA of Hyalella azteca, 2335 nucleotides long. Its product is annotated as cytochrome P450 9e2. Lineage: Eukaryota; Metazoa; Arthropoda; Malacostraca; Amphipoda; Hyalellidae. The coding region runs from base 202 to 1758 and encodes 518 amino acids. The record is from RefSeq and is a predicted model, not a curated record. Gene Ontology annotation, molecular function: monooxygenase activity; oxidoreductase activity, acting on paired donors, with incorporation or reduction of molecular oxygen; heme binding. The transcript has 8 exons.
CCUUAUCAUUUUCGUCAGCCCCGCUGAUGCAGCCAAGCUACAUCAGUCAUCGCUGAUACGGUCGCCCAUGACUCAGCAGCGCUGCUUCUUGCGCCACUAUUGCUCUAGUGGCCACGUUAGGUGCCGGUGUCUGCUCCGCCUGUUCCUUCAAUUACCGAAAGAUUUCUUUUUGUGUGGACAAUUCUAAGCUAAUUAAGAGAUAUGUGGUGGUUCGUGGUGACGGUGCUGGUAGUGCUGUUGACAGCGCUGAUAUUGCACGCUUGGAGGAAACAACAUUACUGGCAGAGGAGAGGAGUACCCGUGCUUCCCUACCUGCCUCUGGUUGGACAUUCCAUGUACAACAUGAAUGUGCUCAAACCUCGACACCUUUGGAGGGAUGAGGAAUACCUCAAGUCUCGCGGAGAAAGAUACGUCGGACUUUACGAUUACCUCACCCCUUCCUUAUCGAUACAAGACCCACAACUUAUCGUCUCGAUAUGUAUUAAGGAUUUUGACCACUUCGUCGACCGCCGUAAUAUGGACCUGACAGGCACAGAUUCUGAGGUGAUGAACGACAUUCUCACUAACGCAACAGGUAAUCACUGGAAGCACAUCCGAAACCAGCUCACCCCCACUUUCACCUCGGGCAAGAUGAAGGAUAUGUUCCACCUCGUGCAGGAACAAUCAACUACGUUGAUGAGCAGCUUGAGACAGCGCAGAGAUGCAAAUUUUCUUGUGGACGUCAAAGAAAGCUUCAACAGCUUCACCAUGGAUGUAAUAGCGUGUUGCGCCUUUGGUCUUGAGACGAACACGUUGCGUGGCGAAAACAAGGAGUUCAUAGAAAAAGCUGCAAAUUUGUCCAAGCUUACAUUUAAGGCAAUGGUAAAGUUCUUCUCGUUCCUGCUAUUCCCAAAACUGGUUAAGUUUUUGCGAAUUAGUUUGGCAUCUCCUUCCUUGAUUUAUAUGGAAAAAGUGGUUCGGGAUACAAUGGCUGCUAGGACCAAUGGAGUUCGCAGAGGUGACUUUUUGGACUUGCUGCUGGAUGCCAGGGAGUCGACGAAGGAACAUGAGGGCGAGGUCGAUCCUAAUGGGAUGAAAAAAGGCGGAUUGAAGGACUCGACCAUCGUGGCGCAGUGCAUCCUCUUCAUCCUAGCGGGCUACGACACCACUGCCAACACCCUCUGCUUCGCCGCAGCGCUCCUCGCCCGCAACCCUCAAUGUCAGGCUCGUCUCAGGGCGGAAGUCGCGGCCAGAAUUGAGGGUAACGAGGGCGGCAAACUCACCUACCAGGACGUCAUGGAGUGCAAGUACCUCGACGCUGUACUCAGUGAAACGCUGCGCAUGUAUCCUCCGGCUCAUCUGUUGGAGAGAAAAUGCACCAAGGACUACAGCGUGCCCGACUCGGACGUGAAGAUCACGCAGGGUAUGUUCGUGACCGUGCCCGUGUACUCCCUGCACCGCGACGAGCGCUACUUCCCCGACCCCGACACCUUCCUACCCGACCGCUUCAUGCCCGCUACUAAGAACGACAUCCCGUCCGGGGUGUACCUUCCCUUCGGGGCUGGCCCCCGUAUGUGCAUCGCGGAACGCUUCGCUCGCAUGGAGGCACGACUCGCACUCGCUGACCUCAUCAUGAACUUUGACCUCUCAGUCGAGCCGGGGUCAGAGGAGCUCAAAGUUGCCAAGUCGUUCGGCAUCCUGCGACCUGAUCCUGCGAGCCUGAACCUCAUCUUGAGAGACGCGGCAUCCAGCGCGGCCGGUGCCACAGGCGCUGCCUAGCAUAUUCUGAGUUCUACCUAAAUUCUUGAUUUUCGCCUUCGUGUUUCGAUGUUGCGUCCAGUAAAUGUUAGUUACAAAGUCUGAAAUACAUUUGAUUCAUUAUGCCGCACCUCUGAUGCGGACUGUCAUCCACAGCCAGAGACACGAGUAAUGGAUUGGCUUUUGUGUUCGUCGAGGCGGCUAUAUUCGUCAUGGGUGAAGUGAUUACUCGGUUAUUUUGCUUUAUUAAUUAUGAUAACAUAUUGGACCACAUAGUAUGUGGUACUACAAACUGAGUAGUACCGUGACCUGACGCUGCAGGCUUGCUGCGACUAUCGUGAAUCCAUGAGUGGCAUCCUGCGUAUGGGGCCCCGACAGUUCAUGAAUACAAAGACGUAAAGCUUGAUGGUUGUGUCUAGAAGGCUAAUAGAAUUAUAUAGGCUGUGCAGAGAGCCCUCGUAUUAGUCUUUUCAGCAGUGGCUGGUUAAUGUUGAGAAAAGAUGCAGAUGAAAUUGAUAUCUGAUAAACUGAAACCCACCAAACAACUAUUGAAUUAUCUUCUUGUACGGUAAUGGUAAAUAAAAAGCAUGGGACGUAA